Camponotus floridanus (Florida carpenter ant) is the source of this 2418-nucleotide messenger RNA. RefSeq names its product ATP-dependent zinc metalloprotease YME1 homolog (gene YME1L). NCBI's taxonomy places the organism in Eukaryota, Metazoa, Arthropoda, Insecta, Hymenoptera, Formicidae. The transcript is spliced from 13 exons. Gene Ontology annotation, cellular component: mitochondrial inner membrane. Gene Ontology annotation, biological process: protein quality control for misfolded or incompletely synthesized proteins; mitochondrion organization. Gene Ontology annotation, molecular function: metalloendopeptidase activity; ATP binding; ATP-dependent peptidase activity. The record is from RefSeq and is a predicted model, not a curated record. Bases 1 to 2262 code for a protein of 753 amino acids.
AUGCUAUCUCUUCAGUCUCACAAUCAGGUUUUAUACCAUUUAACGCAACUAACAUUGGCAGUUACUCCUAGGACACCUUUAUAUUCAGUCCAAGCUAAGAAACAGGAUGAAUCCCCACAAAAGAAUAAAGAGGAGAUGGCGAUUUGCCAAGACAGUUUUGAGGAGGCGGCAAAAAAUUGUAUUGACAAUGAGUUACUAGAAAUGAAUUUAAAUAUUUCAAGUUUAUUAACAAUGAAGAACAAUAAAGUAUGCGUAAUGUUGGAUGAUCUAGCUAUGAGUAUAUUUAAAAGAUCUCUAGAAGAAAAUAAUAAAUGGAAAGUGUCUUAUUUAUCUGGCCUAAGUUUUGCCGACAACAAACGGGGCUUCCCAUAUUCUUCAUUGACGGAACCCAUUAGUCUACCUGUCAUUCAUCUAGCAUCAAAACAGCAUCAUAGACUGUUAUAUACAUGGUACACUAAAGCGUUACAAAAUCAUAUGCCAAUUCGUACAUUCAAGUCUCAGCGCAGUAUAAAACUGGAACUUCAACAAAAUCCAACAUUUAUGAAUAGAAUAAAAAAAUGGCUUGGUCUCUCUUCUAAUCUUCAUGUGAGCUCAGUACAUGAACCAAAAAGUUCGGACUUUGAGAAACUAAAACAGAUCUUUAACAAUACUGAUGUAACAGCAGAUGAACAAAAGAGAAUAAAAAUGGCUUUUGUGGAAGGAUACGAAUCCGGAUUGCAACGGCAGAUGCGAGGGCGAACAAUGUUAUUCAAAAUUGUGAUAAAUAUGAUAGCUGUCUCUAUGUUUUUAAUUGUCCUCAUAAUUUGGCUUUAUCUUAGUUAUCCAGGAGGAGGAAUAUUCAAGCUUCCUAUGAGCCAUAGGAUUGAAAUCGAUCCCGAAGACAUUCAUGUUACUUUCAGUGAUGUUAAAGGGGUGGAUGAGGCGAAGCAGGAACUUCUGAAUAUAGUGGAAUUCUUGAAAAAUCCCGACAAAUUUUCUGCUCUUGGCGGAAAGUUGCCAAAAGGUGUGCUUUUGGUUGGUCCACCUGGCACAGGAAAAACAUUAUUAGCGCGCGCAGUCGCUGGAGAAGCUGGUGUACCAUUCUUCCAUGUGGCAGGUCCUGAAUUUGAUGAGAUCUUGGUUGGUCAGGGUGCUCGGCGCGUUAGAGAUUUAUUUAGAGCGGCGAAAGAAAAAGCGCCUUGUGUAGUGUUCAUUGACGAGAUUGACUCUGUAGGUGCGAAAAGAACAAAUUCGGUUCUCCAUCCUUACGCAAAUCAGACAAUUAAUCAAUUACUUUCCGAAAUGGAUGGUUUUCGCCAAAAUGAAGGUGUCAUAGUUCUUGGUGCUACAAAUAGACGCAAGGAUCUCGAUAAAGCGUUAAUGCGUCCGGGCCGUUUUGAUGUUGAGAUUUAUAUUAAUAAACCUGAUUAUUUUGGUCGUAAGGAAAUAUUAGAUUUGUACUUAUCCAGAAUAUUAACGCAUGAAGUUGAUACAGUUUACCUAGCACGCUGUACUACUGGAUUCACUGGAGCUGAUCUUGAAAACAUGGUAAAUCAAGCUGCAUUACGUGCAGCGAUUGAUGAGGCAGAUUGCGUUAGUAUGAAACAUUUGGAGUAUGCUAGAGACAAAGUAUUGAUGGGUCCUGAAGGCAAAUUGAAGUUACAUGAUGAGGAAGUCAAUCGUAUCACAGCAUAUCAUGAAGCUGGACAUGCUCUAGUAGCAUUUUACACAAAGGAUGCCACACCACUUCACAAAGUUACUAUUGUUCCACGAGGACCAUCGUUAGGCCAUACUUCUUAUAUGCAUGAAAAAGAUGUUUAUCAUAUUACAAAGUCACAAUUAUUAGCUAAUAUGGAUUCCAUGAUGGGCGGUAGAGCUGCUGAGGAGUUGAUAUUUGGACCUGAAAAAGUAACAACUGGAGCUUCUUCUGAUUUAGAGGAGGCGACAAAGAUAGCAGAGUUAAUGGUAAAAAAUUAUGGAAUGUCAGAAAAAGUGGGAUUUAGAUCAAUAACAGAAAGUAAAAAGCCUUUCAGUAGUAGUCCUACAUAUGCGCCAAGCACAAGUGAGAUCAUUGACAAUGAAGUAAAGCGGAUUUUACAGGAAUCAUAUGAACGUGCAAAAUCAAUUUUGAAAACGCAUGCGAAGGAACAUAAACAACUAGCAGAAGCGUUAUUACAGUAUGAGACAUUGGAUGUGGACGAUGUGGCUGCCAUUGCAAAUGAAACAGGACUUAGUAAACGAGAAUCAUCUGCAGAUCCAAAGAGAUCGACAAAAGGAUCUUAAUCUAAGCGCAGUUGUUUGAGAACAUUUACUGAGAAGGUAGGAAUCAAGCAUAAUUCUAUAAAAUUUGCGCGGACAUACAAUUCGGAUAAUGAUUGUAUUUUGUACGAACUUAUAAUUCAUGAGAAAUGUAAAAUACAUUCGAAAUAUAAACCGUGA